Messenger RNA from Danio rerio (zebrafish), 1285 nucleotides. Lineage: Eukaryota; Metazoa; Chordata; Actinopteri; Cypriniformes; Danionidae. The record is from RefSeq and is a predicted model, not a curated record.
UUGAAAUAAAGUCAGGUGAUUAUAGUAGCACGUUACUACUGCUCGCAAACGCAAAUGUUAUCAGAGUUGUUUCUUCCUUAUCAGAAAGCGUCAGGUUUAUUUGUUUAUUUAUCGCUAGUCCUGUAAUGGCGGAAGAGAAGAUGACGAGGGACGAAGCGUUGGCCCGUCAGGGCUACAGACACGCGUGUCAUGUCAUGCUGUAUGGAGACUCCAGUGCCAAACUCUUCGGGAAAAUCCCAAUCAAACAUAUUGUUUUGGUAAGGAUGAGCUAGUGCACUAACUGUAACCUACUGUGACUGUUCUUGAGUGACUACGACAGAUGCAGAUGCGCUUUGAUGGCUUGCUGGGCUUUCCAGGGGGGUUAGUGAACCCGUCCGAGGAAACGCUGGAGGCGGGGCUUAGCAGAGAGCUACACGAAGAAGUGGGCGUGGCUGUGCCGGUGGGCGUGGACGAUCACAUGUCCUCCUGUGUAUCUUCAUCAUGCCCUCGUCUCAUCACACACUUCUACAUCAAGAAGAUGACAGAGGCAGAGCUGAAAGAGAUAGAGAGAGCGGCUGUAGCCUCCGCCACUGACCACGGUUUAGAGGUAUUGGGUAUGGUGCGUGUGCCGCUCUACUUCCUGAAGAAGGGAGGUGGUCUCCCCUACUUCCUUUCCCACUCGUUCAUCAGUAACUCUCGGGCGCAGCUGCUCUCUGCCCUGCGCCACUGCAGGCUGCUGUCUCAAGGGGAGCUGAAGGAGGCUGUGAGGCAAGCGGAGCAGAUGAGACGCACACACAGCGAUGAUCCUCGCUGACAUCAGUUUACACAGCAGUGCCUUUUCACCCCGUGGCCAUUAUUACAGCUACAUCACAUUAGCCCAACCCCACCAGAGCUGCUAGAAACUCCCUCCUGUCCUCACACUGCCCUCAGUUCCUCAUCCGGGCAUGUACAGUGUGUCUUCUCUGUAGAUAUCCUAACAUUUCAAGACCCCACAUUCACUUGGUAGAUCGUUUUGUUUAAUAACGUUUGACUUAUUUGACAAUAUUUCCUGCUUUACGCUACUAGUGAAUCACUAGUGAAAACAAAUACGACUCUGCGAUGUUGUAAUUACACCUCAUUUACUAGUUAAAUUGUUAAUAAUGCGUAUGAUUUGUGUGUGCAUGUGUGAUUUAUUAUUUAUGUAGAUGCAUAUGAGUUACCUGAUUGUUAUUCUCAUGUUUGCUAUUUAAAUUAGUUCUGUUUAUGAGAGAUAUGUGCAUGAAGAAUUGAGCAAGCUGGUUGGGCUAAUAAACAGCAUAUAAGAUUU